CAUGGACCGUUGGACACCCAAGACUAGCCCCAGGUACUCCCACAACUAUUCUCUCCCACCGGUUAACGAUAAGUCCACCAGCCUCUGGGAAUCUACGGAUGAUUUGUUCAUCGAUAUGACUCCCUCUGAUAAAAACUCUUCUUCAAGUGAUGGUGUUACCCUUCCGGGCUAUUCGGAUUCCUCUGAAAAUUCUUCAUUCUAUAUGCAUACCAGCUCAGUGAGUGAUGAUGCACCCUCCGAGUUGGAUAAAGCAAUUUGUUUUGAUAAAUCGGAAUUAGAUUUUACUGUAAGUGAUUGUGAGCCCGCAACCCCUGAAAAAAGAUCUUUUCUUCAAAUUUCGGAUUUUUCACCAAUUUCUAGUAGUAGUGAUAGUGAAUUUAAGACAACAUAUGCAGGAAGUACUCCUUAUACAAGCAGACCUAAUGCUAUUGGUCGAGAGGAAGUUUACUAUGAAGAGACAAUGUACAGGAAAACUCUAAAUUCUCAAGUACCCUGCUUGGAUUGUAGCAGACACUACAUCAAGUCACCUAAAAGACUGAACUUUUCCAAUCGAAAAUCAUCCAAACGGUAUAAUGAUGAAAAUGAAGGUCAAUCGAAAUAUUCUAGUAAGAUAUCAAGACCUCUUCAACGUCAGCCUCUUCAACAAAUUCAAAAUGCCCCCUUCGUCUACGACAGCCAAUGUCAUUUCAGCUGUAGUAAUGACAGCCACGUUUGUGAGUGUGGCUUGAAUUGCGGUAGAGAUUCUAUUGAAAAUCGUCUAAGAAAAACAGCUCUAUACCUAAACCACAGAGCAAAAGAGGAGCCAAGCGAUAAUUUUCAAUUUAUGGGACAUAUUUAA
Molecule: messenger RNA, 838 nt
Organism: Dimorphilus gyrociliatus
Lineage: Eukaryota; Metazoa; Annelida; Polychaeta; Dinophilidae
Source: the annotation of a GenBank genome assembly